AUGGCAUCCAACCAGAAAUUCACGCCUCGCGAAGUGCUAGAGGCUUUCUACAAGGCAGAGCGUGUGUACAUGCAAGCUGCACCCGACAAGCGUGACUAUGCAAGCAUUGCAGCUACUCUGGCUCCGAAUUUUCGCAUGGAGCAGACAUCCGCUCUGCCAUACGGUGGCCUCUACAUCGGGCAAGAUGGCAUGCAAGACUGGACGCGCCGCAUGGCCGAUUACUUUGAGGUUGUGGACGUGCAAAACCCGGAGUACUUUGAGCGCGCCGGGUCGGACAAGAUCGUGAUAUUGUCGAAUAUCCACUUCAAGGUGCGCAAGACUGGCCAAGAGUUGGAUUUCCCUUUCUGUCAGUCUGUGACCGUCGACCUCGAGCGGGGCGUGAUUGUCGAAAUGAGGCCCUUUUACUGGGACGUGGCGGAGGUGAAUAAAGCUCUUGGAUAUUCUCCAUGA
This is a messenger RNA of Penicillium samsonianum, 450 nucleotides long. RefSeq names its product nuclear transport factor 2 family protein. The transcript has a single exon. Bases 1 to 450 code for a protein of 149 amino acids. The record is from RefSeq and is a predicted model, not a curated record. NCBI's taxonomy places the organism in Eukaryota, Fungi, Ascomycota, Eurotiomycetes, Eurotiales, Aspergillaceae.